AUGUCGACCAAACGCGAUCUCUUCGGCGGCGCCAUCACGGCAACUCUACCAAGUUCCCUCAUCGACGCAUCCGAUUUACGCCAAGUGCCUGAUACUCAGGAAGUUUUCCUCUCACCUACUUCCGAUGUCAGCAUCAUUCUUGAGAUCCUCGAAAGCGUCCCGCCAACCGAUCUCGUCGACGCAGCCAAAUUCCACUUUGACUCGCUUGCGCACGACAAUGAGGCAACAGCGCCGACCGUGCUGGACGUGACUACGAUACCGAACGAUCGCGGUGACGGCACGCCUUCACCGACCGUACUCAAUGGGACCCAGCAAGUGCGCAAGUUCAACCGCUCGAACGCGGAUGACGUGCGCAUCUAUAUGGCAGUGUACCGUGUACCAGGGAAGGGUGUCGACGUGGUACUCACGAUGAAUGUGCCGUUCGUCGACGAAACGCAGUUGGCAGAGGCCAAGAGCGUCUUCAACGUCGCGGCUCGUUCACUGGCCAUUAUCGACUAUUCCCUCUUUGCAUGA
This is a messenger RNA of Peniophora sp. CBMAI 1063, 513 nucleotides long. The record is from the annotation of a GenBank genome assembly. NCBI's taxonomy places the organism in Eukaryota, Fungi, Basidiomycota, Agaricomycetes, Russulales, Peniophoraceae.